CGUCAUACGUCACGCCAACACGGAAAUAAAUCUGAAACAUGUCGAUGACAGGCAACGGCUACAAACCUGUGAGUCAUGUCAUAUUUGACAUGGAUGGAUUGCUAUUAGACACGGAGCGCCUGUACUCUGUGUCCUUCCAGGAGGUGUGUGACCGGUUUGGAAAGAAAUACACAUGGGGAGUGAAGUCCAAAGUGAUGGGCGCAAAGGCUUUGGAGGCGGCUCAAAUUAUUCGUGACACUUUGGACCUUCCGAUUACAGCAGAGGAGCUACUUUUUGAAACCAGACAAAUACAGGAGAGGAUAUUUCCUUCAGCCAAACUCAUGCCAGGUGUGGAAAAGUUGGUGAACCAUUUGAAGAGACAUGGGAUCCCCAUUGCUGUAGCGACUAGCUCAGCUGCUGUGACGUUUAAUUUGAAGACAAGCCAGCACAAAGAUUUCUUUGCUUUGUUCAACCACAUUGUCCUGGGAGAUGAUCCUGAAGUAAAGAAUUCCAAGCCAAAGCCUGACUCCUUCCUGGUUUGUGCCAGCAGAUUCAAGCCACCAGCUUCUCCAGAUACUUGCUUGGUAUUUGAGGAUGCUCCCAACGGUGUGAAGGCAGCCCUGGCAGCGGGUAUGCAGGUGGUGAUGGUUCCAGAUGAGAACUUGGACCCAGUUCUGACUCAUGGCGCCACUCUGAGACUCAGGAACAUGGAGGAAUUUGAUCCGCAACUCUUUGGCCUACCAGCGUUUUGCUGAAACUCAGGAACCAAGAAACGGUGGAGUUAGUUAUAUUUUAAAAUUUCAAUAAAAUUCCUAGGAAAUCACAAUAUUCCGUUCCUAGCUAUCUCUGUUAAGACCAGGCCGGUGGGCUCCCCUUGUGAUCAUGUUUAAGGUUGGUGCUCAAUGAUGUUAAUUAAUUUUAAGUUAACUCUUUAACCUCAAACUCUUCGUCAGUAGGUAAAUUGUCUUAUGCAAAAUGUUCUUUUUAAUUGCUCAUAUACGGAACAUACUAGUAUAGCCAGGACUCUAGCGUGUCUGCCCACCUGGAAGGUGCCAAAUUAAUAAACCAAGUUAACCUUUUGUGACAUGCCUUUUUCUGACUUUUUCUUUUUCUGCGAACCACUAAUUAAGAAUUUGACCAGAUUUAUGUAUGACUGUGAUUGAUCUACAUCAUUCUGCCUAUACCGAUUUACUCUUGGUAUCUAGGCUGGGUGAAGGUAUGCCAUAUGUACUAAUCCAAGCGGCCAUUGUACUGUAGCUGUGCCGCUAGACGAAUAGAAUAGAAUGGAAUACCUUUAUUGCCAUUGUACACCAAAAACAAAAGGUAAGCAGACCUGCAUUGUGUUUUAUUAGUCAUUUUGAUUUGAUUUGAUUUGAUUAGUUGGAUAUUAAGAUGGUUUGCUUCUGAUUAGCACCACAGCUUAUUGCUCAAUGAAGUAGUCAGUGCUGUGGGGAAAGUAUUGGGGGAUAUUUCUUUAUGACACAAUGGCACAAGCCAAUUGCAUUUGUACACAAAUUGACAAGUUUAAUUAAGUGUUUUUGUGAUGAAGUGCUGCCUUAGCAAGAGAAAAUAUAACCAAGUGUUCAUUUUGGUUCUCGCAUGUGCUCCACUGUUCAAUCUCGUUAAAUUCAAAUCUCAAAAUGCACCCCCUGAGCUCCGCCUUUAGUUGUCAUGGUAAUAAAGUGCACAUACAGUGAUUCCUCGUUUUUCUUGGUUAAUAGGGAUCAGAACUUCCCGCAAAAAGUAAAAAACGCGAAGUAGCGCCCCCCCCCUCAAAAAAAAAAUUAACCUGUCUUGUUCAGCUGCUUAGACAAGCAGAAUAAAUUAUUUUUGUGUGUGAACAGUACAUGCAUAUUUUUUGUGUAUACAGUAGUUAGAAACAUGAAAUAAUAUAUUAAUAUAAGUACCUUAACAUGCAUUAAAAUACUGUAUCAAUAAGAUAAAACGUACUCACCACAUUGAUGAUCUUGAUAAAUGAUGAUGAAUAAACGGCACCAAUCGCAAACACCAUCAAUAUGUUUACUGAAUUCGAUGGCUCUGACCAUGUUGUCAUCGAUUUCUUAAGCCCUUUGUUGCAGAGCCCGUGCCAUUGUGCAGAAUUCUUGCAGGUUGUCCAAGGUAAGGCCACGUUCUUAAGCUUUGUUGUCAUCACCAUCCUCUUUUUUCCUCACCUGCUUACUUUGUCAUUCUUCAUCGGUUAGGAGCUCCAAGUGGCACUCGAUCCGUGUGUUGACGUCCUCCGUCGUUAUGUCGGUGAACCCUUCGGUGGCUAACAACUGAGCCAUACUCACAGCCUUCUUUACAGCGGAGUGGUGACUUCGUAACGUAAUGCUGUGAAGGCCAAACCUCUUUUUGAAUUUUUUGAACCAGCCCUUGCUGGCAACAAAACCACAAUUUUCUUGUGUGUUGGGAUCACUCAAGGCACUGGUACUAGGCUUUAUCUUUGUCAUCAUCACCGCCACCUUCGUCGUAUUCGUUCAGCUCUCCUAGGGUAUCAUAAUGCGCUUUGGCUUUUUACCGAAUCAUUUUGGUAUCAAGACUCACCUUACUCCUCACCGACAAUCCGAUAUCCACACUAUUAGUGCAUUUUCCAUUAUUACGCAAUGGACUGAGUGCGCAAAGUUUAAAGCGCAACGUAGCGAGGGAUCAUGUACAGGAUUCGAUGGGUUGUUGCUCAUUUGAAAAAGAUGAGCCAGUAUCAACAAGAAAAUAAAGUGACCUACUUGACCGAUGAAAUUAAAAAACAAAACGAAAAUUUCAUUGUUAUUGAGGGUCGCUCUUGUAUUAACUAGCAUUAGAGUCAUAAUUUCUUAAGCAUAAUGGCUCAAUGACAACAUCACUGAGCAUCCAUUUGCAAAAUCUAAGGGUAGUGCAAUUUCUAGUUUGAAUGUGCCAUCAUCUGGAAAAAUUGUUAAAUAUUUUUUUCCUCAAACUAAUCUUCAUAGCAGCAUUUGACCUUGGUGGAGGGCUGCAAUUUGAGCUAGACUGUAAUGCAGUCUGCCUUGCUCUUCGACACUGAGUUGAAGUGGCCUUAUUGAAAUGCCAAUAACACUGCUCCUGUCUUUAGUGUAAUCCAGUAAAGAGACUGCAAUUUGUCCUCAGUCUUUCAUCUCUGCUUGUCUGCCCAGCCCCACCCCAUGCAGGCUUUUACUGCUUGGUCUGCUCCAGGAGCUUCCAGGGGCCAUGGUGCCCUUCAGCUUUCUGAAAUAGAAUUUGCUGCACUUCCAUCCCAUUUCAACCUAUAGUCCCCAAGGUGGUCUAAUCAUCCCAGCUGCUUUUUCACCUCAUUUCCUGCUCACAAUCAAAGAGCAAUACAUAUCACACUGUAAUUUUACAUGUCAUUUACUUUUUCCUCUAAGCAUCACACAUCCUGGCCAAUGCAUGUCUGAAUGAUUUCAGAGUCAAAAGGGGUCUAAUUUUGGAAACGUUUGUUAAAAGUAUUGCCUUACUUCAGCUUGAAUACUGUACCUACUCCCAAUGAUCUGAAAUCUAUGCUUUUGAAUACAGAACUUGUCUGACACCUAAACAGUGCUUUGUUUUACAGAGCAAUGUGAUUAACAAUAAGAAUGUGCAAAGUGAAAUUAUAAUAAAGCAUCUUACAAGUUAUGAUGAUAUUGAAGUGUGCAAUUCAAUUUUCAGAAACAAAUGUGGCCUUCUUGGAUGUAGGAGACUAGAGUUACACCUAUUUUAUGUGUUGGAUGCGUAUCUUUUUAGAUGCUUUUUAUUACUUUAAUAACAAUCUUUUUUAAUGAAUGAAUGCCUGAAGUCUGAUGCCAUUGAGAUUCCCAAAUUCCUCGUUAAAGGUACUGUAAAAUGGUAGUCAACAUCAAUAAAUUAUUUGUUUGGACCAAAGAAAAGAGGGUUUUGAACGAGCCAGACAAAUUUGAAUGAAUAGAAAUAUUCCAAAGUAUAUGUAAUAAGCUUCAAAAUGGGGAAAAUAAGGCUGUCUGCUGACUUUGGUGAAUGUGGUGAAGUCCCAUCUGUCAAUCUACUUUGUACUGUUUGUUUACUUUUUCUCUACUUGUUACGAUGAAGAAAAUUGAGGUUAUUUUGUCAAUUUUUUCCCCUUUUGUCUACACAAUUCAUCUACCAUGUCAAUGAGGGGUUGAGAGCGUGUAUGCAUGGGGAAGCAUCUCUGGCUGCAGUUUCAACUCAAGCCUCACUCAGUUUCAACUCAAGCCUCACUCCCACCGCCAUGCCAGCCCGUGCUUCGAGGAACCAGCUGUUUGGUGAUGGUGAAAUUAGCCCCAUCUACGCUC
Molecule: messenger RNA, 4238 nt
Organism: Corythoichthys intestinalis (scribbled pipefish)
Lineage: Eukaryota; Metazoa; Chordata; Actinopteri; Syngnathiformes; Syngnathidae
Gene: pudp
Product: pseudouridine 5'-phosphatase
Exons: 4
Coding region: 39-734 (231 amino acids)
Molecular function (GO): phosphatase activity
Source: RefSeq, a predicted model, not a curated record